Molecule: messenger RNA, 1067 nt
Organism: Ochotona princeps (American pika)
Lineage: Eukaryota; Metazoa; Chordata; Mammalia; Lagomorpha; Ochotonidae
Gene: HBEGF
Product: heparin binding EGF like growth factor
Exons: 6
Coding region: 293-913 (206 amino acids)
Biological process (GO): epidermal growth factor receptor signaling pathway; positive regulation of cell population proliferation; positive regulation of mitotic nuclear division
Molecular function (GO): heparin binding
Source: RefSeq, a predicted model, not a curated record
CUUAUUCCCGGCCGCGCGCCGGGAGCGCUCAGUCUGUUGAGGAAGCUGCGCGCAGCACGCGGGUGCUCGGCCUGACCCAGGUGCAGCGGCUCGAACGCACGGACAGAGUCACACCAGCCGCGAGCUGCGCGCGGGUUGCCAGGCCGGGCUUGCACCCCCAUUCCCCAGAAGCGGACAGCAGACGGUACCCCCGCGAAUCUCCUGCACCCCGGCCGCCUGGCUCCCCCGCCAGCCCCUUGGCCGCCGCCUUCAAAGUGAUCGCUGCUUCGCCUUAUCCACUCGGUCCGGGACCAUGAAGCUGCUGCCGUCGGCGGUGCUGAAGCUCUUUCUGGCUGCAGUGCUGUCCUCGCUGGUGACUGGUGACAGCUUGGAACGGCUUCGGAGGGGGUUGGCAGCUGCAACCAGCAACCCAGACCCUCCCACUGGAGCUACGGAUCAGCUGCUGUCUACAGGAGGUGCCCGAGGCCGGGAAGUACUGGACUUGGAAAACACAGAUCUGUACAGAGCUGCGUUCUCCUCCCAGCCACAAGCUCUGGCCACACCAAGCAAGGAGGAGCGUGGGAAGAAAAAGAAGAAAGGCAAGGGGUUAGGAAAGAAGAGAGACCCGUGUCUGAAGAAAUACAAAGACUUCUGCAUCCAUGGGGAAUGCAAGUACCUGAAGGAGCUCCGAGCGCCCUCCUGCAUCUGCCACCCAGGUUACCAUGGAGAGAGGUGCCACGGGUUGAGCCUCCCGGUGGAAAAUCGCCUGUACACCUAUGACCAUACAACCAUCCUGGCCGUGGUGGCCGUGGUGCUCUCAUCUGUGUGUCUGCUUGUCAUCGUGGGGCUACUCAUGUUUAGGUACCAUAGGAGAGGAGGUUACGACGUGGAAAAUGAGGAGAAGGUGAAGUUGGGCAUGACGAAUUCCCACUAAGAGAAAACUGUGUUCAAGCCCUCGCUCGCCAACCAGCACAACACAGGGAAGUGCUGAAGAGUUACUGAGAACAGUUCAUUACCCCAGGUGCCUCAAUAGAGAUCAUUUCUGAAGAGGUAACAUAACACCUGAACUGAGACAACUGGGGAUGAGG